AUGGAUCCAUAUACUAACCUUUAUGAUGAACUAUUUGCCUUUGCAAACAAGGAAAAUAGGGCAUUACAUAAGCGCAUUCUUGCUAAAAAUGAAGAAUUAGCAAAAGUUUCGAGCGAAUGCACAGAUUUGCAGGAUAGAUUAAACGUCCUUAAUGAGCAUUUGCAAAGCGUUCAAACAGAGGUUAAAUCUACGCAAGAAUUACUUACGGCAAAAGAAGCCCAAGCUACUGAAGAACAGCAUUUACAACAAUUAAGUGAAAGAGAAUAUGGUAAAAUCGUUAGCGAAGUUGGAAAACUUGAAGAAGAAACAACAAAAGUCCAAGCUAAAAAUAGUGAAGUACAAUCAAAGAUUUUUAAGUCACAGCAAAGAAUCGAAGCAUUUAAAGAAGAAUAUGCAGCCAAUGAAGAACAAUUACAGCAGUGGAUUCAAGCUGCUCGUGAUAAAGAAGAAGACUAUCUUGUACUUCAACGUUACCAGAAAGAGGAUGAAGGUAAAAUCCGAAGUAUGCUUCUUGAAAUUGAAAAGUCCCAAGGAAUUGUUGAACAAAAAAGAGCAGAACUCGAAGCAGAAGUUACUCAAACACGUGCCCUCCAAAUUGAAUUAGAUAUGACUGCAGAACAAUUUCGAAAACUACAUGAUGAGAGAAACCAGCUUCUUUCCCAAUGGGAGAACACUCUUCAGCAACUUCAAUCAUUGAAUGUUGCAAUUGAAAAGACAACUGAAGCCUACGAUUCUCGGAAAGGCGAAACAGAUCGAAUUUCAAAUAACGUUCGUGAAGAAAAGAAGAAUCUCGAAAAGGCAGAACAGGACAACAAAGCAUUAGACCGUCGCCUUACUAUUGGUGAUCACCAGGUUACUCAAAAGCAUAAACAAUACGAAAUUGAAAACGCAAAUCUUCUUGAAUUCAGCGAAACAGUAGAAACUCAACGUCAUUCUCUUGACAAAGCAGAAAGUAAUGAACGUGCAAUCAGAGAAGAGAUUGAAGAGUUCAAGAGAAAAACCGGAUUAGAAGUUCAGAAGAAAGAAGCUUAUUUACAACGCCUUAAACUAACAAAGGAUGCACUUUAUACACAGAAGGACUCAACAGAAGAGCUUCAGCAACAAACAAAUGUAAUGAAUGAAUUCUUGAAGAAAGAAAACGAUGUUCUCAAGGAUUUGAACAAGAAGAUCGAAGACGAAAAGCAGCAAAUCUAUAAAUUAUCUCAAGCUGUCUAUGAAGAACGUAAACGUGAAAAGAAUCUUCUUGCUGAAAUGCAAGGAAGCCAAAGUCGUGCAAAGAAUCUUCAAUUAAAGAUCCAAGAGUUCGAUAGAGAAACACAGAAGCAAGAAGAGCUUAAAUACAAUUCUAAUUUCCAGAUCCAGCAGAUGGAAAGGAAGAUUUCAAGAAUUGAAGGUGAUACAACAGAAGAAGAAAAGGUAGAACUUCAAGCCAAGAUCGAACAAUUAGAAGAAACAUUAUCUCAAAAAAUGUCAGUUGAAAAGAUGCUUGGCCAGCAGUUGCAUAGGUUAGAUUUAGAUUUAAGGCAAACUUCUAGAAGGAAAGAAAGCGCUGAAAAGCAAAAGCAGGAUCUUGAAACUAAAUUAACCGAAUUAAAGUUGGACCAAGACUCUUUAGAUAAGAGCACAUUAAAGGCAAGAAGUCAGAAAGAAACAGUUCUUGUACAAAUCAACAUGUUAAGACUCCAAGUCGAAAAACUCUCCGAACAAGUUGCAGCUAAAAGUGACGAACUUAUUUCUCUUGAAAACAGACGUCAGCAACUUCAAUUAUCUAUGCAAGAAAGAGUUCUUGAAAUUGAUGCCCAUCUUUCAGCAUUAAGAACCGAACUUAAGACCGAAGAAGAAGCAAGACAUCUUGCAAUUACAGAGUUAUCAGAAAGAAAGAAGAGAAGUGAAACAUUACAAGCGAAGUUCAAAGUAAUGAUGGGCAAGUACCAAAAGGAAGGUGAAGAAGAACCAUCACAAGCUGCAAACAUCAUCAAGUUCGCUAAAGAAAGAGAAGAAGUCUCAAGGAGAGGUGAUGAAUUGGAAGCUGAAGUUACAAAAGCCGUCAAAGAGCUAAGGGCUCUUGAGAAGGCAAUGAACAAGAUCAACGGACAAAAUACAAAGUUCAGAGAAGGAUUCAAAGCCAUUGACCAAAAUGACGCAGAUAUGGAAAGAAAGAAGACAUUAGAAGAACAAAAGAAACUUGCUCAGCAGAGAUUAAAUGCUCGUCGUGCUGAUGUAAGACGUUGCAGAGAACAACAUGAAGCUCUAGAUCAGGCAUAUCAACAACAACAAGAUAAGAUCACAAGCUUACAAAAUGAAAUACAAAAGAUGAAGCCUUUCGUUGACAAAACAACAAAUGAAAACACAGAGCUCAAGGAAAAGCUUAAACGUGCAAACGUUGCACUUACAAAAGCUCGUGAGACACAUAGAAAGGCAGAAAAUAUCCCAGCAGAUGCAAAUUAUCCAGCAACUUUGUUAGAAAUGGAUAUCGAACUGAAAUUGGCUAGGACAACAAUAGAUGGUGUUGUCAGUGAGUUAACAACAUUAGCAGAGAACAAUAGGGAAAUGGAACCGAAACUAAGACUGGCUCUUUCUCAAGCUGGUAUCACUAUGAGACAAAUUCAACAACCAACAUCUUCCAAAGCAAACAUAACAAUGCCAUAUGUUGGAUCUAGACCUGCUUCAUCGGCAUCUUCCAUCAGAAGUGGUGCUUCUUCGCAGAAUUCUGCACGUUCAGGAACAUCACAGAAUUCAGCAAGAUCAGGAACUUCUCAGAACUCAGGACGCUCUGCAACAUCAAUGGCAUCGCAUCGCUCGAAUGCUAGUAGCAAAUCUAAUUUAUCAGUUCAUUCUAACAACAGUCAACUUAGUGUUGGAAGUGUUCGUAGUAAUGCUAGUAAUGCAAGCGAUCUAUCAGUUCACAGCUCUUCAUCAUCAAGACGUGCAACAACAGCUGCAGGACCAAGGAUCGCAAAGCCUGUUACUCCAAGAAGAAAUGUUAGUAAGAAGUAA
Molecule: messenger RNA, 2997 nt
Organism: Trichomonas vaginalis G3
Lineage: Eukaryota; Parabasalia; Trichomonadida; Trichomonadidae
Product: coiled-coil domain-containing protein 39 family
Exons: 1
Coding region: 1-2997 (998 amino acids)
Biological process (GO): cilium movement; cilium-dependent cell motility; inner dynein arm assembly
Cellular component (GO): axoneme
Source: RefSeq, a predicted model, not a curated record